This is a messenger RNA of Parastagonospora nodorum SN15, 144 nucleotides long. RefSeq lists its product as hypothetical. The record is from RefSeq and is a predicted model, not a curated record. The transcript is spliced from 2 exons. NCBI's taxonomy places the organism in Eukaryota, Fungi, Ascomycota, Dothideomycetes, Pleosporales, Phaeosphaeriaceae. The coding region runs from base 1 to 144 and encodes 47 amino acids.
AUGGCUAAUGUCAACGAUGCAGAAUAUUCACUAGAUGCAUCUGCGAGCUCGCGUAUUGAACGCUUGCGCAAAGAUGAUCUCUGGAGCCUAGCAGCACAGAGACUGCUACUCGACUGCGAAGAAUUCGUCGCUGCAGUCGACUAA